Penicillium cataractarum is the source of this 993-nucleotide messenger RNA. RefSeq names its product CP2 transcription factor. Lineage: Eukaryota; Fungi; Ascomycota; Eurotiomycetes; Eurotiales; Aspergillaceae. Gene Ontology annotation, cellular component: nucleus. The record is from RefSeq and is a predicted model, not a curated record. Bases 1 to 993 code for a protein of 330 amino acids. The transcript is spliced from 5 exons. Gene Ontology annotation, molecular function: DNA-binding transcription activator activity, RNA polymerase II-specific; RNA polymerase II cis-regulatory region sequence-specific DNA binding. Gene Ontology annotation, biological process: regulation of transcription by RNA polymerase II.
AUGACAAAAUACCGAACAUUCAUGCGUGUUUCUGAGGAGCAGGGACAACGAGUGAAUGCAAAUGCUUUAUGGCGACUCUGGAAAGAUUGCCGUGGUCUGGCUGAGAUGGGCAAGAAAAACCGUGAACUGCGUGCUAUUGAAUACGCUAGUCCGAAUAGCUCUCGAAGGCUAGUCGGACAAGAAUUUGUGGACGGAUUUUCUGUGACUUGGACGAUUAACCCCGUCACCGGCCUAAAUGAGUGCAGUAUUCCGAUACGGUUCAACUUUCUUUCUACUGAUUUUACCAUCGCAAAAGGGACGAAUUUGUUCCGGCUCUAUGGAGCAGAGCGGAAACUGGCGAGUGAUACUGUCAAUUUCCAGAAACGGGGUCAGAAGUUGACAGCACAGAUCAUGGUCUACGUUGGGACUCAUACUCGGACUUCGAGCUUCCCUGGGAAUAUUCUGAGCCUUACGGGACCGGGAGAUGAUCCUGAGAGGCACAUUGCUGGCUUAAAGUCGGAACACAGUCAUCUGCUUGCACAACAGAAUGGUCUUUCUCGAAAUGGUGCAAGUCUUAUGGACGAUUUCGUCGGCGUGGGUUCUCUGGAGUUAGAGACUCAAGGGUCUACCCAGGACGGCUUGUCUGCCAGCCAAAUACAUAACAGUUCACGGGGGACGCCUAUGCCAGUCGCAUAUUUAUACAUCUAUUAUGAGUCCGGCAAUGAGUCUGCUUUAGAACGAUGCUAUCAAACAAUAUAUUUGCGGCAGCGCACUGCGCCCGACCUCGCCUUGAGGAUCUGUGAGAAAUGCGACGUCAAGGCCUCGAAGGUUUUUCGCAUUUUGCACACCAACACCAAAAAAAGUUACCUUGAUAUUCUGGUUGAUGAUGAAUUUGUUCAGCACAUGACAGAGGGUCAGGAUAUGAUUAUCAAGGUCAAGACACUCACUGUGAGCCUCGGCGGUGGCAAGGGAUCAGGUGCUGAUGCCCAGCUGGGGAUUUGGUUGAAUUAUUGA